This is a messenger RNA of Meyerozyma guilliermondii ATCC 6260, 1494 nucleotides long. Its product is annotated as C-terminal helicase domain-containing protein. The transcript has a single exon. The record is from RefSeq and is a predicted model, not a curated record. The coding region runs from base 1 to 1494 and encodes 497 amino acids. Gene Ontology annotation, cellular component: Swr1 complex. NCBI's taxonomy places the organism in Eukaryota, Fungi, Ascomycota, Pichiomycetes, Serinales, Debaryomycetaceae. Gene Ontology annotation, molecular function: ATP hydrolysis activity; histone binding.
AUGACGUUGUGCCUGAAUGAAGAGGAAAGUGUGCGACGCUGUUUGAAGGACGACUCGUUUAAAGGUAGAGUAUCUCUCGAUGUCUUAAAUUUGAACAUCACUCAAAUGGACGACCUUGACCUUGUGGCAUCCCAAACAGCAAAUAGACUUCGUUCAAGGAACAUCAUUGACGAGCAAAUCAAAAAGAUUGAAGCAUUGAUUGAAAGUGCAGAACAGUACAAGAAGGCCAAUCUUGAUAACUACUUGGAAUAUUACAAGUAUAUCAAGGUGAGCGAACAGUUGGAGGUACUUGAACGCUUAAAACAAGCCCAGUAUUUGAAUGAGUUCAGGUGUAGCAAGUACCCUCUAUAUGGACGCAAUUUAUUGGCCAAGUUGCGGGGCAUUACCAACUACAAAGUAUUGAAAAGUGAUGCCUACGAUGAUAUAGUUUUCAGCGUUGACAGACGCUCUGAGGAAAUGGGGGAAGUCAUCGACAAGUAUUCGGUUAUCACUCCAAAAGUUGUCGCCGUUGAUAUGAAAGAACAAAUGAUUCCUGUUUCGACAAGAACAUACGUGCAGCUGGCAGCUUUAGAUGGGACUGUUGAUAAUCCGUUCCACCAAUCUCAGGUUAAGCUUUCCAUUGCUUUUCCAGACAAAUCGUUAUUACAAUUCGAUUGCGGUAAAUUACAAAAGUUGGCUCAAUUGUUGCAGAAAUUGACUUCUGAAGGUCAUAGGGCAUUAAUCUUUACUCAAAUGACUAAGGUUUUGGAUAUUUUGGAGCAGUUCUUGAACAUUCAUGGCUAUCGUUACAUGCGUCUUGAUGGAGCUACAAAAAUUGAAGAGAGACAGGUUUUGACAGAGACUUUUAAUCGAGACCCCAAAAUUCCGGUUUUCAUUCUUUCCACAAGAAGUGGUGGCUUGGGUAUCAAUUUGACAGGUGCUGACACUGUGAUCUUUUACGAUUCUGACUGGAAUCCUGCCAUGGAUAAGCAGUGUCAAGACAGAUGUCAUAGAAUUGGUCAAAGCAGAGAUGUGCACAUUUACCGAUUUGUGUCAGAGUACACCAUCGAGUCUAACAUUUUGAAGAAGGCAAACCAGAAGAGACAUCUUGAUAACGUUGUCAUUCAAGAAGGAGAAUUCACCACUGACUACUUUGGCAAAUUUUCUGUUCGUGAUUUGGUUGCUGAUACCUCGAUUGCAGUCGAGGUGCCGGACAAACCAAUUGACCAAGGCAAUGGUAACAUGGAAAAGUUACUAGCUCAAGCCGAAGAUGAAGCAGAUAGAGUAGCGGCUAAUGCCGCCAUGAGAGAAGUUGCUAUUGAUGACGAAGAUUUUGAUGAAGAAAAGAAUAACGGUACUACAAACGGACCUGUGAGAGACAAACUUUCGUCUACUAUGAACGAUAUCGGCACGGGCCAGAAUACUCGAAGAACCGAGGACGAAGACUUUGACGAAGGAAUUGGGCAUAUUGACGAGUAUAUGCUACGGUUCAUAGCUGAUGGGUACUACGACUGA